AARCUGAAGAGGGAGGCAUCAGCUGGUGAGCUUGAGUUGAAGAUGGAAAAAGAAUUAAAAGAGAAAUUAAGACAGGAGAUGAUGAAACAACUAGAGGAGAAAGACAAACAACUGGAAGAGAGAGACAAACUACUGAAGGGAAAAGAAAAUGAACUAAAAGAGAGGAAGCAGGAAGUAGAAGAGAAAGAUAACCUACUAGAGGAGAGAGAGAAGCAGUUAAAGGAAAGAGACAAACAGGUGGAGGAUGUCAACAAUGAAAAUGCUGAACUGGCUCAACAGAUAUGUGAUGUGAAGACUGAGGUAGAGAGACUGAGAAGAGAGAUCUCAGCCCAGAUGACUGAACCUGGAGAGACGUCAGAUACAGGUUCCAUACUCCCAGUCAGGAGGAGACACAGCAAGGAGCUUCCUCCACUUAUGGGAGGAGAGAGCAGCAGUCCAGACUCCCCAGUGUCUCCCAAAUAACAGAACUGGAGAGACGGCUGAAAGAAGAGAGUGAUGAGGAGACGAAAAGAGAGCUGGAAAGGGAGCUGAAGAGGGAGUCUGAUAGGAGGGAGGAGAUGGAGAGAAAGAUGGAGAGAUUUAGAGAGAAGACAGAGAAUGAGAGGAGGGAGAUGGAGGAGAGACAAAGACAGGAGAUAGAGGAGAUGAUGGAGAACUAUGAAGGAGAGGCCAGAGUUGAAGCAGAGAGAAACAUGAUGAAGAUAGUCCUACCUGAGUUACAGAGGAACAUCAUGAUCUCACAGACAAAGAUGCAGAGGGAGUUCAGCAGACAGAUGGAGCAGAAGAAUAGACAGAUGAAGGAGAAGAAUAGACAGAUGAAGGAGAAGGAUGGAGAAAUGAUCUCACAGUAGUGGAAAAAAUAGAAAAAAUGUACUCCAAAAAGUCCCUUUCUGAGCACUUCUACAUUACAAUGGGAAAGUAUGUUUGGACGGUUCCAUUUAAAUCAAAAGGGGGGAGUUAAAAAGUGAUUCAAUUCAAAUGGAUUUGUCCUAAAUCAUGUUCUCUGAUGUUGAAAUUUGAAUGAUUUUAUUAACUUCUGUAUAGACAGGAGUAGACUAAUUACAGAAUCUUUGCUCAUUUAAUUCAAUUUACUCCUAGCCUAUGGUGAGGGGAAUUAACUUGUUUUUCAUAGGUGAGUCUU
Molecule: messenger RNA, 1141 nt
Organism: Salvelinus sp. IW2-2015
Lineage: Eukaryota; Metazoa; Chordata; Actinopteri; Salmoniformes; Salmonidae
Source: RefSeq, a predicted model, not a curated record